GGAGCCAUGGUGCUUGUGGUUCCUGGGCGUCCUGGGUUGGCCGGUGGCUGGUGAGGAGCGUAGUACGGGAAACUGAGUCCCGAGGUUCAGGACGGUGGUGUUCAAGGAUGCGAGGCUCGGCCACGUUCCAGCUCACUCCCGGGGCUAAGACUCAUCCCUCAGCUCCGAGGAUUCUCCGCGGGGCCUGCGGGGCGCUGAAGGCAGAUGAGGCGACUUUCUGGUCUGCGCACCCAUCAGUCUCGACGGGCUUCCGGGAGGACGCAGUGUUCCCGCCGCCGCGCCGCAGGCCUGGCUUCCUGCCCUGGAAAGCAGGCGGGACGAAGACAGGAGACCGUCCGCCAGUCUGGGACAGAGCCACAAGAGCUCCACAGGUCCUCCCGAAUCUCCCGCCCCGACCAGCCUGCUCCUCACUUCCGGUUCCGGCGCCGACCGGAAGUGGAGGGCGGGCGACGGCGGCUGCGCGCGGAGGAGGGGAGGAGGAGCCCGACGGACGCUUCCCGCCCCCGAGCCGGUGCGGUGCCGUGCGGUGCGGAGCUAAGCGGAGCCGAGGGGAGGUCCGGCCCAGGGGAGCCGGCUGAGUGGCCGCCGAGCUCCCGCCAUGGCCCGGAACACGCUGUCCUCGCGCUUCCGCCGGGUGGAUAUCGACGAGUUUGAUGAGAACAAAUUCGUGGACGAGCAGGAGGAGGCAGCGGCGGCAGCGGGCGAGCCAGGCCCGGACCCCGGCGAGGUGGAUGGGCUCCUGCGGCAAGGUGACAUGCUUCGAGCAUUCCAUGCAGCCUUGCGGAACUCUCCAGUCAACACCAAGAAUCAAGCCGUGAAGGAACGAGCCCAGGGUGUGGUGUUGAAAGUACUUACAAACUUUAAGAGCAGCGAAAUUGAGCAGGCUGUGCAGUCACUGGACAGAAAUGGCAUUGACUUGUUAAUGAAGUACAUUUAUAAAGGGUUUGAGAAGCCCACGGAAAACAGCAGUGCAGUGUUACUCCAGUGGCAUGAAAAGGCUUUAGCUGUAGGAGGACUAGGCUCCAUUAUACGAGUUCUUACAGCAAGAAAGACUGUCUAAAAAAAAACAACAAAAGACUCAUGUUACCUUGAGAAGAAUUUUGGAUACCCAGACUGGUGAAGAAAGGACUGACCGUGGACCGUCUUCCUAGGAACUCCCAACUAAAUAUUUCAGGACACAUAUCUGCUAAAGUUAUUUUAUUUUCAAGGUGGAGGGAGAAACCAUGUUAUUGCUUCCUAAAUUCUUUGCAGGGUCUGAGUCUGCUGUUGUCUACAAAGUAACACAGAACUGACACUUGAGUAUCAGACUGUCUGGCCAGUUUGUGAGGUGUACCUGUGUGUACUGCCUGUUUAAAAUGGGGAGGGACUAUUUGGGCAGGUGCAGAUCCAAGGGCUGUGGUCAAAGGGAGAGCUUGGGUGGAAAAAAACCUGAGAGUUUGUACAGAUACCGUGUCUUUUCAGAGAAGCCGGGCUCUCUUGGGUUCAUUGUAAAGUGCCUGCUGCAUCAAUAAAGCUCUUGGCUUAUUAGUAUAUUCA
Nannospalax galili (Upper Galilee mountains blind mole rat) is the source of this 1536-nucleotide messenger RNA. It is a transcript of the gene Arpc5l, whose product is annotated as actin related protein 2/3 complex subunit 5 like. Gene Ontology annotation, cellular component: actin cytoskeleton; cytoplasm; Arp2/3 protein complex. Bases 599 to 1060 code for a protein of 153 amino acids. Gene Ontology annotation, molecular function: actin filament binding. The record is from RefSeq and is a predicted model, not a curated record. The transcript has 5 exons. Gene Ontology annotation, biological process: Arp2/3 complex-mediated actin nucleation; regulation of actin filament polymerization; cell migration. NCBI's taxonomy places the organism in Eukaryota, Metazoa, Chordata, Mammalia, Rodentia, Spalacidae.